AUGUCUUUCGGUGGCGGUAGAGAUCAACAAUUCAACAAAUCCAAUUAUAACUCACGUGGAGGAGACUCCCGUGGUUUCAGAGCUUCAGACAGAAACUCAUAUACCCAUCAAGGUAACGGUCGUCCUUACGAAGGCGGUAGAGGUGGUGGUAGACCUCAAUUCAGUGGUCCUCAAGAACUAGUUAAGCCAAACUGGGAACAAGAAUUGCCAAACUUACCAACUUUUGAAAAAAAUUUCUACGUCGAACAUGAAACCGUUCAAAAUAGAACUGAAGCUGAAAUUGCUCAAUUUAGAAAGGAAAAUGAAAUGACCAUCUCUGGUCAUGACAUUCCAAAGCCAAUCACAACUUUCGAUGAGGCUGGGUUCCCUGACUACGUCUUAAACGAAGUCAAAGCUGAAGGGUUCGACAAACCAACUGGUAUUCAAUGUCAAGGUUGGCCAAUGGCUUUAUCCGGUAGAGAUAUGAUUGGUGUUGCUGCUACUGGUUCUGGUAAGACUUUGUCGUAUUGUUUGCCAGGUAUUGUCCAUAUCAAUGCUCAACCUUUGUUGGCUCCAGGUGAUGGUCCAAUUGUGUUGGUCUUGGCUCCAACAAGAGAAUUAGCUGUUCAAAUUCAAAAGGAAUGUUCCAAGUUUGGUCAUUCUUCUAGAAUUAGAAACACUUGUGUUUACGGUGGUGUCCCUCGUGGUCAACAAAUUAGAGACUUAUCCAGAGGGUCAGAAAUCGUUAUUGCCACUCCAGGUAGAUUGAUUGAUAUGUUGGAAAUCGGUAAGACUAACUUGAAGAGAGUCACUUAUUUGGUGUUAGAUGAAGCUGAUAGAAUGUUAGAUAUGGGGUUCGAACCUCAAAUUAGAAAGAUUGUCGAUCAAAUUAGACCAGAUAGACAAACUUUAAUGUGGUCCGCUACUUGGCCAAAGGAAGUCAAGCAAUUGGCUAGUGAUUAUUUGAAUGAUCCAAUUCAAGUCCAAAUUGGUUCUUUGGAAUUAUCUGCUUCUCACAACAUUACUCAAUUAGUCGAAGUCGUGUCCGAAUUCGAAAAGAGAGAUCGUUUGUUGAAACAUUUGGAAACUGCUUCUCAAGAUCAAGAAUCUAAGAUUUUGAUUUUUGCCUCUACAAAGAGAACUUGUGAUGAAGUUACUAAAUAUUUGAGAGAAGAUGGAUGGCCUGCUUUGGCUAUCCAUGGUGAUAAAGACCAAAGAGAAAGAGAUUGGGUCUUGGAAGAAUUUAGAUCUGGUAGAUCUCCUAUUAUGGUUGCCACUGAUGUGGCCGCUAGAGGUAUUGAUGUCAAGGGUAUUAACUACGUUAUCAAUUAUGACAUGCCAGGUAACAUUGAAGAUUAUGUACACAGAAUUGGUAGAACUGGUAGAGCUGGUGCCACCGGUACUGCUAUUUCUUUCUUCACUGAAGGUAAUAAGAGUCUAGGUGCUCCAUUAAUAUCAAUUAUGAGAGAAGCUAAACAAAAUAUUCCGGAAGAUUUAUUGAAAUAUGAUAGAAGAGCUCGUGGUCCACACCCAAGAUACGGUGGUGGUGGUUACGGUGGCCGUGGUGGUUAUGGCCGUGGUGGUCGUGGCGGUUACGGUCGUGGUAAUGGUGGCUAUGGUGGUGGCCGUGGUGGUUACGGUGGUUCAAGAGAUGGUGGAUGGAACAGAAACGGUGGUGGUAACAGAUAUUAG
Naumovozyma castellii is the source of this 1671-nucleotide messenger RNA. It is a transcript of the gene DBP2, whose product is annotated as DEAD-box ATP-dependent RNA helicase DBP2. Bases 1 to 1671 code for a protein of 556 amino acids. NCBI's taxonomy places the organism in Eukaryota, Fungi, Ascomycota, Saccharomycetes, Saccharomycetales, Saccharomycetaceae. The transcript has 2 exons. The record is from RefSeq and is a predicted model, not a curated record.